Molecule: messenger RNA, 1509 nt
Organism: Haplochromis burtoni (Burton's mouthbrooder)
Lineage: Eukaryota; Metazoa; Chordata; Actinopteri; Cichliformes; Cichlidae
Product: DENN domain-containing protein 1A-like
Exons: 3
Coding region: 89-466 (125 amino acids)
Biological process (GO): endocytosis; endocytic recycling
Cellular component (GO): clathrin-coated vesicle; cytosol
Molecular function (GO): phosphatidylinositol phosphate binding; guanyl-nucleotide exchange factor activity
Source: RefSeq, a predicted model, not a curated record
GCCUCUCCUUUUUGAGACUUUGAUGGGCUAAUGUUAAUUUAAUGUUUCAACUGGUUUUAAGGAUUUUGAUUGGAGUUUGAGAACUUUGAUGAUACUGGUUCAACUAAAAAUUAAUCGUAAUAUAUAUAAAUAUAUAACAAUUUUGUUUGUUUUGCAGAAAGGUGGUGGAGCCAUCUUCAACACAGUGAAGACCAAAGCAAACCCAGCUAUGAAGACAGUUUAUAAAUUUGCCAAGGACCAUGCAAAAAUGAGGAUCAGAGAAGUCAAGAGUCGGUUGAAGCAAAAGGAGCAAGCAGAGAAUGGACUCUCCACUGAGGGGUCAGCAGUGACUGAUGAUGACAGCACAGCAGGAUUUGCCACCUCCACUGGUGCAGCUAGAAGCAACAGGUCACUGCAAAACUGGGAAGACAGUCGGCCAGUUGCUAUGCACUUGGGACAGGUGGGCAAAAAGGAUGUGACAAUGUAAAAACGCUAAAAACGUUUCAUAUGAAACACUUAUGUCAUAGCACACCUGAAAUGCUAUGUCAAAGGGGGAUUUAAAUGUGGUGUGUUAAAAUAGCAUUUUUCUGUUUGUAGCAUUAUGUUUGAUUGCAUCUCCCAGUACAAAAAUAUGAGACUGAUAUUGUAUAUUGUAAUUAUUUAAAUUUGGAAAAAAAAGAUUAAAAUGUGCUCGCAAAGCACUAUCUAUAUAUUUACGUUCCAGAGUAGAUAAGCUGACGUGUGUAAUUAUUUUUUUAAACUAUAUACAAUCAUGGGCUGUAUUAUUAGGUACACCUGUACAGCUAUUCAUUGCAAAUAUCUAAGAAACAGCUUAUGAGUGGCAAAGUGGUUCAUUUACAAAUUGGAAGGUUGUUUGAAUGAUGGAAUCAGGGAUCUACUAAGGAUUGCCUCUGAUGGAUCCAUUAGUCUGAGUCUGUAUGUGAAUGUUUGAAAGCACUUGGGCACAGGAAAAAAAAGUCCUGUGAAGUAUGGAGUUGUAUAGAAGAGAGGGCAAUGGACUAACCAGAUUGAUUAACUCAAAGUGAAAGGAAGUCUGAAGAGCAGAGAAGAAGUGUACUGGUCCCAGUUUUCAAGAAUUCAGUUCAGUUUCAGUUUUAUUUAUAUAGGGCAAAAUCACAACAGCAGUUGCCUUAAGGUGCUUUACAUUGUACGGUAAAGACCCUACAAUAAUACAGAGAAAAAACAGAAAAUCCCAAUAAUCAGAUGACCCCCCUGUGAGCAAGAACUUUGGUUAGUGAGGAAAAAAUGUAAAGGGAGAAAGGUAGGACAAGGACACAUUGUGGAAGAUAGCCAGAGAUUAAUAGUAACUAAUAUUAAAUACAGAGUGGUAUAUAAAUACACAGUGACUGGAAAACAUGACAUAAAACAGAACAAAGGUAAUGGGCAGAGCUGUAGUAACUAUAGAGUGGAAAAGAUAAUGAGCUAUGAGCUAAGGCUAUUGGAAAGAGUUGUUCCGCGAAACAGCGAGGCCGCGAAAGGUGAACCGCGUUAUAUCGAGGGACCACUGUA